AGAAAAAACAAAAUUUAAAAGAAAAAAAUACUCCGCGCCUCAAUUCAAAACAGGGAAUACACAGAUAAAGACCUUGUUUGGGAACAACGUUUUAGAUUAGCAUUUUAGAUAAAAUUUUAAUGAUGUAUAUUAAAUUCUGAGAACAUUAAAUCUAAAAGCUACCUCCAUAGUGUUUUCAAAAAUAACUAAUUCCAAACUGACCAAAACAGUAGGAGAUGGUUGCAAUCUCGAAGUCCCGUCCUAAUUUCCUUCUCUGAAAACUUCUCAACCCUCGAAAAACCCUAAAAAUGGCGCUCACAAAACCAGGCCAAGUCCACCGGUACCCGCAAAGGCAUUACGUCGAUGCUCUCAGGUGGCUCCCCCGGCUUUCCGCCUUCCACCGCCACAUCAUUCUUGCCGCUUUCGACCACGACACCUCCUCACCCUCCUUCCAGCUUCUUACCCUUUCCCAACCGCUGCAUUCCGAUUUAGAACCUGAGAUUCCUCAACUCACCGUAGAAUCAUCUCUUUCCACGGCUUCACGGAUUACUUCCCUGAAAUCCUGCCCGACGUCUAAUAAAUCUCUCAUUACCGCAGCCACAUUUUCUGGCUCUCUCCUGGUUCUCUCUGCCGAUUUGAUGAAUGGGUCGUUAAAUGUAGAGGCCUCCGUAUCUGAUAAAGCUUUCCACUCGGGACCCAUCUCGGGGAUUGAUGUCAGUGAAAAUGGGUCCGAUGUUGUUAGCGUCGGGGAAGAUGGGAAGGUGAAUUUGAUCAACAUGGAGGGUGGGAUCGGCGGCCAGAAAGUGAAAUUUCAGAACGUUUUUGGCAAUAAUGGGCUGGUUUCAUAUCAGGCAGUUAAGUGGGCUUCUCCAGUGGAGUUCGUGACAGGUGGAUUAGGGUUUAGCCUACAGUGGUGGGAUCUUAGACACCCGGGUGGACCAGUUUAUCACUUCAAAAGAGACUGGAAUCAUGGAACCACAUCUGGCAUUGUGCAUUCAAUUGACAUUCAUCCAUCGCGGAAGCAUGCUUGUCUUGCAGGAGGUUCUUCUGGUACUGUAUUUGUAUGGGAUCUUCGUAGGCAACAAUCUAUAGCUCUUUCGGGCAUGGGAACGAGAGAUGCGUUGAUCCAGCCACCGUUGGAAAGUGAUGUAUGGGAGGUUCAGUACGACUGUACUCAUUUUUCCAGAAGUGCCCUCUCUUCAGCUUCAUGUUAUCUUCCUGCCAUGAUUUGUUCAGAGGAUGGGAUCCUUGGUGUAUUAGAGCAAAAUGAAGAACCUAUUGAACUUCUGGCCGAACCAUGUGCCAUCAACAGCUUUGACAUCGACAAGCAAAAUCCCUCGGACGUGAUUUGCAGUCUGGAGUGGGAGGCCAUUGCCGUCCUGUCAACACCAGCUGUUGACAGUACAGUCAGAUCCAAGGCGAGAGUAUAGAGAUGUUACAACUCCAGCAUUCUCUUUUCCAUAAACACAAAGCGGGGUGUAAUCUAGUCGAGCCACCUUUUAGAGGGUAAUUAAGAUUUAAGAAAUCUUUUUGUGAGCCUUAUGUGGGGUGAAACUUAGUAGAAUGACUCUUGCUCGCCAAGUUGGCAGCUAGCGAACAAGAUGCUCUAAAUUAGUUUUUUUCCCACAAUUUCCUUCCCUUUCUCUCUUCCCCGCGAAAAUGGUUGGCAUUAAGAGAAACCUCAACAAACAACCAACUUUUAACAUCACACGCAAGGGGAGUGGAGUAAAGUGAGCUAACCCUCUUUGUGGAAUUUGGUGGUCAAAAAGAGUGUCAAAAUGUGAUAGACAAUCCCAACCAUGAUGAGUCUUGGGUGUUUAUGCUUUAGGCUAUAGUAUCCCUAGUGGUAGAUCCCCGCCAAUGACCAUCGAUCACCCUACAAGAAAGUUGGUGUUUCGCG
This is a messenger RNA of Cuscuta campestris, 1879 nucleotides long. Lineage: Eukaryota; Viridiplantae; Streptophyta; Magnoliopsida; Solanales; Convolvulaceae. The record is from the annotation of a GenBank genome assembly.